AUGAAGAAGAAGAAGAAGAAGAAGAAGAAGAAGAAGAAGAAGAAGAAGAAGAAGAAGAAGAAGAAGAAGAAGAAGAAGAAGAAGAGGGUUUGAGCACCCGGACAUCUUGUUUAUUGUCCUGAGCUUUCAAACUCGUGCAGGAGUCCAUUGUCAGAGAUAGUAGCAGCAACCUCGUGACCAAGCUAAAACAGUAGAUCAUUUCUACUUUUCUCAAAAUGAUUGCAUACUUUUCACCAAGUUUGCUUUAUUACAAUUGUCGAUAAUGUUGUAUCGUAGCUAAUGUAGCAAUUUUUCAGAAACUCCAAUUCUUACUCUCAGAUUGGUGUAUUUUUGUGAUUACAUCAGAUUUCUGAAUGGUAUCACGUUGUUGAUCACAUUUCCGCCUCUCCACCUCCCCCCAUUUUCUAAUCCUGGCCUGUCAUCUGUGAAAGAUAAGGGGCUCACCGGAAAAGGGUGAUGGCGUUGCUGGAGUCUCGGAGAACUUGGUGAAUUUCCACUGUCAGAGCAAGGAUGCCGACAAUCAGUCAGAAUUUCGAAAUGACUGGUCAUGGCAGAUGGCCGAGCUAGCAAGCGCAGAGUGAAAGGACGACGGCCAAAAGAGCAAUAACCCGAAAUCCAGAGGCCCGUUUCCUACACUAAAGCAGUUUCCGGGGUAUUCACCUGACUUUUACAACCCGCCAGCGUCGGCAUAGUCCACUGACCCCAGGCAGCAAUUAGUUGCCGUUUGCUGCGACCCAGGAAUACCCUGUCAAUCAUCGAAACCUCCACUGUUGUUUGUCAAUUAGGUUGCUUUGAUGAGGGUUGUAAUUACGUCGGGGAAAUUGGAACUGGAAAGUAAAUAUUAGUACUUUAUCUGUUGCCCUCAGUAAAUAAAUAGUUAUAUUUAGCGGUUGUUAGGACGGCCCAGAACACGACGCACCGUCCCUGUCGUCCGGAGGUCACGCCUGACAAAGAACCGCAAACUUGCCGCACAGCCUCGCCUAGGAAGCCCGCAUGCGAGCCAGACAUUAGCACGCCGCUGAGUAAUGCGCGACCUCCAGGGGUCAGCAACACGCGAGGGCCUGCCCAUGCGGGCGCUCCGGACUGGACCAAUAGGAACACACAAACCAGACGAAGGCUGAACCCUUAAAUACGGAGCCACGGACGGAAGGAUUUAGAGUUGAUGUACACAGGGUGACUGACGCACUAAAGCUGUUCUAUCCUAUCCUGUCUGUCUUCUAUUCCGAACAGAACUGGCGUCAUACUAAUUGGGCGAUAUAAUAGCGGUCGUGAGAGUACUGUCAUUUCAAAUCAAAAAUACAUCAAAUGGAUAUUCAUUGGCCAAUCUUGAUGGAAUUAGGAAACCUGUGCAGUGUUCAAGUUGUGAUUAUGAGAAAAAACCGACAGGACAGGGAAGCAAAAUAUGCAUGUUAGACGGGACCGCCCUGCAGGUGGCAACAUCCAUGGACUCGAAACGCCCCUCGUCGAGGUGGAAUCCCUAGGCCGGAUAAGGUUACUCACUGCAGAUACGAUCAUAUUAUUAUUCCGGGUGACUGAAGAAAUAAUCGUCAAAGUAGCGAGACAGGAGAAGCCCACCGCCGUCGCCCACUGUCCGCCAAGUAUCGAAGCGAAGAGCGGGUAUUAAAAGGUCGCGAACAAAAUAGAAACGCGGAUAGGUGCCGCCAGGAUACGUCUUCGCUGACCGAAGAAAGCAUCAAUAAGUUGGCGAAACAGAGGAACCUGCCGCGAUCGUCUGGGUUCGAUGCCAGAAGGGAACGUUGCAAACCGCGAAGAUCAUCGUCGCAAGGUAUAGUAUCAGUAAAUUUGUCGAACUGUUAAUAACUAGAGGUUGUUCAAAUUCGAGUGGGAAUUUCCGACUGAGGAAGAACAGCAUGUACUAUCCUCCCUUAAAUUCCAGGCGGACCCUUUCUAAGGUCAAGAAGUUGAGUGUUCGGGAAUGAAGUUGCCUGUAAUGACUUUACACUUCCCGGGGUAAGGUGCUGGCGUAAUUUCAAAUCGAAUACCGAUAGUCUAGGUGUCGACCUAAGUUAUAGUGAAGACUUAUUCCAAAAAGGGCCCUCUGGGCGCUAAAAAUAAAACUAUUUUAUUAUAAUAUUAUCUGCACGCAAAAAAACAACGAACGUUUAGACGUAGAGCAGGAAGGCGGUGAAAUAAACAUGGGGGAAUAAGGCGUGACAUUAGGUCGGUCUACCGAAAUGAGAGCGUCAAUACGCGGAAGAUAAGGGCUAGAAUUAAUGCGAAAUGGAAAGCAAAGGUCAACUUGGAGUCGUUUAACUUAUAAAAACCCAAUCUUGGCCAAUUGCCUACCUUCAGUAUAAGAACUAUUGGAUUCAGCUUGAGAGGAAAGACUUCGAGUAAAGACUCUCCAAACAUUUUAGAUUUUACUACGUCUGCAUGCAUUCAUUAAACCAAACAUUGGACAUCACUAUUCAAGGAUGAGGAGAACAAACAUGCGGAAAAGUCCUGUCUUAAUUUCCGGAAGAGAAAAUUAUAUGACAUGAACCCACAUAUCUGCGUAGCACCUGCAGAAAUUUGAUUUGCAUGAGGGGAUAUAGCAAACUAGUUUGUGUAACUUAGAUCCCGGUCCUUUGUCGUGAAGCAUCCUCACAAUGGGUUCUUUUGAAAGGUUAUUAGGCCUGGAAGCUUCUUGGGACCAAAAAGCAUGAAACUACACUUGGACGAUAAUAACUCCAGCUGCCAAGUUGAGCUCCAUUUCCGCAAACAUAAUAGAUUGGAAUCAAUUGUUUCAUCGCCAACUUUGCCAAUGUCUGUUAAACAGGAUGAAACACAUUCAAAGUCAUCAGCAGAGUUGAACGUUUGCGAAUUCCCGAUAACUCUCAAAGUAUCGUUGAUGUAAGAAAGGAAGAGUAGCGGACCCAGAACCAUGCCUUGAAUUAUGCCACUCAGGACUGAGUAAGGCGUCGAGUGGCAAUUACCAGCCUUGGCCUUCUAAUGGUGGUUGGGUAAAUAGAACCCGAUGAAGCCGUGCAGAGGAGGCCGGAUGCCGAGGGCUUCCAAUUUUACUGAAAGAUGUCUAUGCAGCACACUGUCGAAGGCUUUACUAAGAUUAAAGAAGAUUACCACUUAUUACUACUCAUAACGAAGAGAAGUGGCGAGAUUAACAAAGGCAAUGUGACAAGUUUCGCAAGAUCCUUCAAGUAAAAAUCCAUGCUGAGUAGAGCUCAGUAGCUGGCUGGAUAGCCGGCUGCGGCGUGGUCGUACAGUUCUUACCACAGAAACCCCGAAAAGAUACGCUGAGAAUCAACUAGAAGGUAUCCUCGUAAGGAUGGAAGAACUUAAGUGUCAUAUGUGUCAGUGAAAAACCGUCCUUGACACCCUGACAAAUGAUAAAAGACAAGAAUUCGACAGCCACACUCAAUCCAUAAAAAGAAAACGCGGAGAGGCGAAAGUUCUGCAUUUCUUAAAGGUGUAUAUGAAAUGAAACCACAGUCACGAUUUCCGAAAGAUCCAGGUUGGCACGUACACAGCCACUCUGAUAUGACACUUGAGGAAACAUCACUUGAGGCAGUAUCACUUGGUCCUAAGUUUUGUAUACCUCGUCGAAAAGUUAAUUGGUUAGAAAUGGAAACUCAGUACGAGAACCUAUGGGACCAACCCUACGAUCUAGUGCCCACUUUCGCGGGCAGUAUCCAACAUUUUAAAUAAACGCUGGUGAAUUGCAGUUAUCAAUACCUAAACAAGGGGCCAGAAAGUCGACGACCGCUGAAAUAAGCUCACUUUGGAAAGUUAAAAGAACUUCGGGAGAACAAAGACAUCUUAGGAACUAGACCGGACAAAGGAACAGGCGUCGUUAUAACAAACAUAUCGAACUACGUGGCGAAGAUACAGUCCAUACUAUAAGCCCAGAAGAAAUUCAGGAAGGAAGGCAAAGAAAGGGUUUCGCGGAUGAGGCAGGGACAAAACGGACUGUCUAUGAAGGCUCAGUUCAGGGAUUUACAUAAGCAAACGUGACCUCGAACACCUCCGGCCAGUCGACGCAUAGAUCUCUGGGCUAUAUGGUCUAUCGACGAUCCACACGGAAGGCCUGCCAGUUCGUCUGAUUUUAUAAAUGCAAAACUUUCCGUAUCCUGCGAUAGCGAAGUGGUUAGCAGAAAAUCUCAAGCCUAUGCAGCAUCAGCUAGCACCACGCAGCUAUCGAGACACUUUCGACUUCAUUGAUAGCAUCCAAGAACUUAACCUUUACGGCAUAAUGAUGUUCUCGCUAGACGUUGCAUCGCUUCUUACAAAUGUCCCAGUCACCUGGACUGUUGAAUACAUCUGUGAAUCUCUAUCAACCGAUCAACAGGAAAUACGAAUUCCGACGAACAAACAUAAGGAACUAUAACUAAGAUGCAAAUUAAAUGUGCAGUUCCUUUUUGACAACCAACUCUAUACACAAGUAAACGACCUUGUCAUGGGCUCGCCUCUUAGACCUUUCCUUGCCGAUGUCUUCAUGGGCAAACUAGAGGGAUUCCAACUAAGUGGUCAGAUCGAUAAGCCUAAACUUCAUGGUCGUUGUGUUGAUGACAUCUUUCAACUGCCACCGCAGAAACCGAUGUAG
This is a messenger RNA of Spirometra erinaceieuropaei, 4561 nucleotides long. The record is from the annotation of a GenBank genome assembly. NCBI's taxonomy places the organism in Eukaryota, Metazoa, Platyhelminthes, Cestoda, Diphyllobothriidea, Diphyllobothriidae.